AUGAUGAUGUUCUAUCAAUUUGUUGGUUUCAUCUGGGUGUCGGAGUUCUUAAUGGCUUGCCAGCGGCUGUUUAUUGCUGGAGCUGUGAGCAUGUACUACUUUGAUGUGCUGUCACCAUCUCGUAGAUUUGCAGCGCCCACACCCAGAUCGCCAGUGAUGUGCUCAUUGUGGAGUCUCGUUCGUUACCAUUUAGGAUCAGCAGCACUGGGAUCGUUCAUAAUAACACUAGUGAGAGUACCCCGAUAUAUUGUAAUUUGGACUCUGGCCAGAAUGCGGUCUGUUGAAAAUGUCGUGGUAAAGAAACUCCUUGUCAUCUUUGUGGCUAUGCUAGGAUGCAUAGAGAAGUGUUUACGAUACAUAAACUACAAUGUCUACACUGUAAUCUCCUACUCAGGCCUUAGUUUCUGUCCCGCGGCAAAAAUGGCAGUAAAUCAUCUAUUGGAUAACGCAAUCGAUGUGGCGACGGUAAAUACUGUGGGAGAUUUGGUGCUGUUCCUAACCAAGUGUCUGGUAGCUGGUGCAACAACGUUAUGUGCAUUUUUCCGUAUGGAAGAGUUGUGGCCAACGCUAUCGCAUCCGUGGUUUCCGUUGUUGAUCAUGUUUCUGUGCUCAUACCAAAUUGCAAAUUGUUUUCUGUCCGUGUACGAAAUGACUGUGGACACGAUAAUGUUGUGCUGUGCCGAAGAACUGCUUUUACUUAGAGAUAAUCCGGAAGCUGUGCAACAAUUUAGGGUAAGUUGA
This is a messenger RNA of Strongylus vulgaris, 741 nucleotides long. Lineage: Eukaryota; Metazoa; Nematoda; Chromadorea; Rhabditida; Strongylidae. The record is from the annotation of a GenBank genome assembly.